GACGAAAUUAAAGUUUUGGAACACUUAUCAUAAUGAGUCAUGAAUUGGCGUUUUUUUAAUUUCCUUCCAGUAGUAUAAAAUAGCAGCACUCGAACAAGCAAGCCCCAAAAACAACCCCGCAAAGCAAGACAUUUCAACUACAGUUACUUUAAAAGACAUGGCAGACGCAACCGCUUCUCUCGCUGUCCCCGGCCAACAACCCCACGGUCCUGCCCCUGGUGCCAAAAACAUCUUGUUCGCGCUCGACGAGUCUGAGCACUCUGUCGCAGCCCUCAACUGGGUCUUUGACUACGUUCUCCGUGACGGCGAUAAGCUUACGGUGGCCGUAGUUGUGGACAAGGAAGACGUCACGGCUGUCACAUCCCGUGUCAAAACAUUGCUGAGAAGUGUAUGGCAGAGCAACAAUGUCAACUGCACCAUGGGUGUUCGUGUGCUCGUCGGUGCACCAAACAAGGCAGGAGAGUUGAUUUGCAAGUUGGUGGAGGAAUUGGAGGUGAAGCCUGCAAUGUUGGUUUUGGGCUCUGCCGGCAAGAGCCACGUGCAAGGGUUCUUAGUUGGUAGUGUCAGCCACUACUGCGUAGAACACGCAACCAUUCCAGUCAUUGUCGCGAGAUGCGUCGAUGAGCGUGGACGAAACUCGUCAAAGGGGAAUACUGGAAGCAGACGUCGGUCCAUAUCCCCCUUCUUUGCAUAGAGUGUUGUGCAAUGGCCAAGUAGACAUGCGCAUUUGUAUCAUGUAUCUAGAAACUGCUGUUUUGGUAGUGACUUUAAGCAUCUUUUAUAACAUGUGGACAUGCGAUCUUGAAGAUAUUCAUCUGUCCCAGUAUUAUUUCAAAGAUGGAUGACAAGAGCAUCAUUUGAUACAUUUAAAAAACUGCACCAAAGUCAUUUAAAACAUUUACAUUUAUUAUACAAAUAAUGGGUAUCCUGCAAGUUCAUUUACACAAUUCACGCC
Molecule: messenger RNA, 955 nt
Organism: Spizellomyces punctatus DAOM BR117
Lineage: Eukaryota; Fungi; Chytridiomycota; Chytridiomycetes; Spizellomycetales; Spizellomycetaceae
Exons: 2
Coding region: 158-694 (178 amino acids)
Source: RefSeq, a predicted model, not a curated record